This is a messenger RNA of Schistosoma mattheei, 762 nucleotides long. The record is from the annotation of a GenBank genome assembly. Lineage: Eukaryota; Metazoa; Platyhelminthes; Trematoda; Strigeidida; Schistosomatidae.
AUGCUUAAGAAAGAGCAUUUUAAUAGGUUAAAGAAAAUAAGUGUUAACAAGUGUUUUACAGAUGUUUUUUAUCCUUCUGAUGGCUUGGUCACAGAUAGGAGACCGAAUUCAUCAUCCGUUCAUAAAACAAUGAAUGAAAGUCCUAUUGUCAUAUGCACACCCACUUCGUGCGCAGCUGUUCCCAAUCCUAGCUGCGGGUCUUCAUUUGAAACACCCGUUUGUCAUUCAGGUAUCUCACCUGUCGCUGUUCCAAUCGUGUCUGGUUUGUCUUCAAAUGUUCUAUGUUCUUCUGCUGUAUCUGUUACUUCAUCAGUUUCACCUAACCCGCCUUCCUCCUUGUCGCUGACGUCUUUGCAAACUCCUGUCAAUAGCUUGAACUUAAACGUACCUUCGUCUAGUCACAACCCAAUAAUUCUACCAUCAUCUGCGUCAUUGUUAAUUCAUUCAAUCAAUUCCCCAAACAAUUCAACUUCUGGGAUUCGUUCGGUCCCUCCAAUUACUAGUAGUUCCUUAGCUAUAAAUGGCUUGGGAAAUCCAAACAUAACCGUUCCUAUGACAUGUAAAAAUGAGUUUUUGUGUUCUACCAUAACUAAUCCUACUUUUUCGUAUGACUCCGUGCUGCCAGUUGAAUCAUCUACGAUUUGUCCAAAUCCAAGUUUUUCGACGAUCGCUAACCAAACAGUUGAAGUUAUUGAUCCAACACAAAAUUUGUCGUCUUCCAUAUCUGGGUCCACACCAGUCCACGUUAGCUUUACAGUCUAA